Molecule: messenger RNA, 2507 nt
Organism: Linum trigynum
Lineage: Eukaryota; Viridiplantae; Streptophyta; Magnoliopsida; Malpighiales; Linaceae
Source: the annotation of a GenBank genome assembly
UGCAAGAAGUUUGAAGGCGUGAAAGAAUAUUUACCUUAAAGUUGUAGCUUGACGAUUCUUGAAACCCCAUCCUUGUUAUUGAACUUAAAAACCCUAGCAUGAUGAUUGAACUUGCAACAGCAGUUUAAAGAUUCGAGGAUGCUUUCAACAUGUAGAGUAAUCGAUCGAUUUACCGUUUUGUCAUAAUUUUUUUUUAUAAGAUCUGGAGUUGUUCGAGAGAGUAGCGAAAAUGGAGAGUGAAUGAAGAAAUAUCGAGUGAGAAUGCGAAUGGUUUCUUUUUUUUUCUAGAGAAGAAGAGAGAAAUAUGACAAGAUUCAACCCCUUCACCAAACAUCCUUGGAAUUCUUCCCCAACCCGAAUUAUACAUAAAAAAAACUAAAUUAUUAUUUUACGAGUAAAAAAAAUUCAAACUUUUCAGAAGGUAGAAUAGGAAAGUAAUUUUUUAGGAAAUAGAAAGAUAGCCUGACGAAAAUGAAGACUCAUCAUAGAAAAGAAAAAGAAAAAAAAAGGCUCAUUGUGAAAUAACAUGGGAUAAAAACCUUAUGAACAGUAGCCGAGCUCCUAUUUUAUAUAUCCCCUAAAUUUGACCACCGCUUUCCCCAAAACUCAAUUUCUCCCUUCAUUCCUUUCCCCAUUUUCUCGACCCUGAGUUUAUUUGGAUUCCCCCUGUCUUCUCCUCCUCCUUCUCUUCGUCAUUUCUCCAACAUGACGAACAUGGAGGAUGCUGAUAUUGGGAGAGGUCCUCAUCAACGCAGACAAGGCUGCAGAUCAAACAAACAGUCGCUGAUUCGUAUCCAUGGCGGUGGCGUCGUCAACCUUGGUGGCUUGGCUCUGUUCGGCGGAGCCCUGGCCGUCGGAGGCCUCGUCGCCACUUUUAUUUUCAGGAAAAUCAAGGACCCUGAGGAUAACAAGAAAAGCACCCGCCUCGCCGGAGACCAACAUGAACAACAGAAGAAGCAGAAAACGUCCGAUAAAGCUUCCAUUCAUGAUGAAACUCUGGAAGGAAAUCAGGCUGCGGCUGUGGCCCAUGAAACACCAGAAGAAAUCAACAUCACGCCCACCCAUCGCAACGGCGAUGAUACGGAAGCAUCUUCAUCCGAUGAAUCCUCCUUGCCACCAGAGGAUGAUGUUGAAGCCACGAUGGAGGCGGAUGGAGGAGCGGAAGCCACAAAGCUGAAUGCCGAUAAAGAGAUUUCGGCAGGGUACGAUGAAGAGCUCGAGGAAGACGAAGGCGAAAACAGAGGAGAAGGAGAAGCUUUUGAUCCAGAAAUUGAGGCUUUUUUUGCGGGAGGAGCAAUGACAAUGCCUGCAGCCACGGAGUCCAAUACAAAGGAGGAAGAUGAAUCUGUUGAAGACGAGCUGCCGUCAAUCAAGAACGAGGAUGGAGAAGGGGAAGAGGCAGCAACAGGUGGAGCUGGGAUGAACACUCGGAAAACAGAGGACGGCGUCAUGGAAGAAGUAGAUGGCUACGUUGAGGAUGACGAUGUGGAUGACAUUGCGAGCGAGGAGGAAGAUGAGAGCAACGAGGAGGAAACGGAGAAAGACGAGCUGGAGAUGCUGGAAGAAGGAUUGGAAACCUGGACGGAUUCCGACUCCGAAGCAAUCAUAUGGCCAGCUGAGACGCUGGAGUCUCUGGCAAUGGCAGUGGAGGACCAGCUGACGCACCUGAAGAAAACAGCAACAGAGGGAAUGAACAACGGAUUGAACAACAGCAGCAGGGAAAGCGAAAGCGAAAGCGAAAUCAUCAUCGAAGAAGAACAAGAAGACAACAAAGAAGAACAAGAAGACACCAAAGAAGAACAAGAAAACAACGACUACGAAUACAACGACGCGGGCGAAUUGCUGGAGAAACCGAUGAUGAUGGUGAAUGGCCAGAUAGCUGAACUGAUUAGCAGGAGGAUCUGGAUUUUCCCCAUGAUCAUGCUGCUGCUAGUCAUGGUUCUGUUCCUCCUGCUCACUCGCAGGAAUCCAUCGUCCUACUACCAAUCAAAUGCCAUCUGAUCUGAGUAAAAAUCUUUGAUCCGGUCUUCUAAGUUAUGGUAGACAAAGUAGCAGCCAUGUCUACUUGGCUGUGUAUCGUCUUAAAAAUGUAUUCAAAGGAGUUUGAGAAAACGUCUCCUCCACCCCAGCCUUGAAGUUUUGCCUGUAAUUUUCAGUUUCUACUCUUUAUGUAUUUUUUUUUUAUGUACAAAUAAUUAUAAAACAAUGUGAAUAUAUAAAACUUGCUACAAAGACUCUUCCUGACUUUAUCACACAGUCAGUGUGGAAGGUCUUUUCAGUAAUUUAAAUAACAAGAGCUUUUCAUUAUUAAAACUGUCCAUUUUUAGUUAAUGCUUUGUUGAAAGCUACUAUAGAUUAGUAAGUCAGCUAUGUACAUGUGAAAGAGUACAACAUGCGAGAUAUGUAAGCCAAGUCUCCAAAUAUAACUAACUAUUCAAUAGGAUUCAAAAAUUAAAAUUUGUCAUUAGUUUGUUACCUAUUUAUAAAAAGAAAAUAGCUUACAAUCA